AUGGAAUCUCUCAUCGUUCACUGUGCGCUCAUGAUGUUCAUGGCUACUUGCCUCGGGAUGUCUAUUGCUUCCUUCCAAAACGCGUUCUCCUCCUUUGCUGGGGGAAACCGGAUUGCAGGCAUCCUGCCCACUUCGAUGGCUGUGCUUUACUUGAUACUCUUUAUCCAUUUGCUCCUGUUCGUCCUGAAGAAUAUCUUUGGCGCACCCGGCGCCGACCAAACCGAUCCCCGCGACCCGCCACCUGAUCCAGAUGCUGCUCCUUUGAAUACUUGGGAUCCCCACAGCCCAUCACAUCGCGGUAUGGGACAGGGAUAG
Penicillium paradoxum is the source of this 315-nucleotide messenger RNA. RefSeq lists its product as uncharacterized. Lineage: Eukaryota; Fungi; Ascomycota; Eurotiomycetes; Eurotiales; Aspergillaceae. The transcript has a single exon. The coding region runs from base 1 to 315 and encodes 104 amino acids. The record is from RefSeq and is a predicted model, not a curated record.